GCCUGCCAGCCAAUCAGCGUGCCAAGGCUGCUUCUCCUUGAUCCCUCGCGUGUCUGUGCGUGAGUGACUGAGUGAGAAAGAGAGAGAGAGAGCUUGCCGGGUGCUGAAAGGCAGGAGGAAAGGCGAGGCGCUUCCUGCCUCCUCCUCCUCUUCUUCUUUGGCCAGCCAGGUGCGCUCCUUCCAUCCGCGCAGAAGAGCCUCCCGACUUGAGCCGGGGAAGUUGGAGCCGAGAAGAGCCCCGCGGGGAGGGAUUAACGCCUCGGGCAGAGCAUCAGAAAGCAAGGCAGAGGGAGAGCGUGGGUACCGAGAGAGGCUGCGGGAGAGGAAGGGCAGGAGGCGCCGCGCUGGCCGGUCUCUUUGGAGCAUGAUCCCCGCCGGACGGGGCCGCUUGGGCCGGUGCAAGUGGGAGAGCCCUCCCCGGAGGAGACGCGGCUGGGCAGCACUCUGAAGCACGGCGCCAGGAAGCGAAGCCAGGAUGGCAGCCGAAGGCAAGCACGCCGACUGGAUGGGCUCCCUGCCGCCCCGCCUCAGCGCCCUGCCGCUGGCCAACCUGGCCAUCCCAGGGUCACACGACUCCUUCAGCUACUGGGUUGAUGAGAAAUCUCCUGUGGGACCUGAUCAAGCUACAGCAAUCAAACGGAUAGCCAAAAUUUCUUUGGUGAAGAAGAUAAUGAAGAAGUGGUCAGUGACACAAAACUUGACGUUCAAGGAGCAGCUUGAGGGUGGAAUCCGCUACUUUGACCUUCGUGUAUCUUCCAAACCGGGUGAAGCAGGGCAGGAAAUAUACUUCAUACAUGGGUUGUUUGGAAUCAAAGUAUGGGAUGGGUUGAUGGAGAUCAACACCUUUCUAACACAUCAUCCCAAGGAAAUUAUUUUCUUGGAUUUCAACCAUUUCUAUGCUAUGGAUAAGAACCAUCAUGAGUACCUGAUCAGCAGGAUUGAAGAAGUGUUUGGAUCAAAACUUUGCACGAAGGAAUGUGUAGACGAUGUGACCUUGGAAAGACUUUGGGAAAAACAAAAACAGGUUCUUAUUUUCUACCAUCAUCCUUUUUGUGGAGAAUAUCCCUUCCUAUGGCCAGGGAAUAAAAUGCCAGCACCAUGGGCAAACACUACCAAUGUACAUAAACUGCUACAGUUCUUAGAGACCACUCUUGGGGAGCGAGAAACAUGUGGAACUUUUCAUGUUUCCCAAGCAAUCCUCACGCCAAGAGUGAAAACUAUUGCUCGGCAUCUCAUUCGUGGCCUGAAAAAUACACUUGUUCACAGGAAUCUCCCUUUCAUUCUGAACUGGGUGAAGUCACAGAAACCAGGCAUCAUGGGCGUUAACAUAAUUACAUCAGAUUUUGUGGAGCUGGUGGACUUUGCAACUACUGUAAUUUCAUUGAAUAAUCUCCUUUUAGAAGACCAUAAAUCUUGAUUUUUGAAAAGGAUUUUUCUCAUGGAAAUUUUACAUUGCCUCCAUUUGAUGUGGAAAUGGUGCCUAGAUGUGAGAUGUUGGCACAAAAGGCACACAUCUUGAAUUCGCUUGCACAGGUCCAGCCUGUCUUGUGAAGCGUGACUUUCUUUUUGCACUGGGCUGCACAUAUGGCUGUUCGCCUGCAUCUGCUUAGACACACAGGAUGUGAUGUUGGCCAGCCAACUUGGAGGCUGGACACUUCAGCACAUGUAAAUCAUUAGCAGAGGCCUCUCGGUGGACUUGCUGAGCAUGUAUUUUCUGCAUGUUAUGAAAACCAGGACUGCAGCUCCCCGGAUAGUUAUGUACAUUUAAGCACAGAUUUACCAGACUACUCAAAAGAUUUCCUCUGAUGAUUAUAUCAGUCAAGACACAUAUAUUCUAUUUCUUCCCUUGUACUGUAUUGUACAUUAAGCUACCUCAACCAGUUUUUAAAGAAACAGAAACUGUAUUGAGCAUUAUGACCUUUUGUCAUAUAAAGUUGUUUAUGAAUUUUACUGCAAGGCAUGAAUUGUACUUUUAAGCCUCCUUUGGUUUCUACUUGAGCUCACAUUUUAAUUUAUUGUGAAAAUCGGUAAAUUAAAUCUAACCGAGAAGAAAGGUGGGUGUUUUUAAAUGCAAUGACACAUUUUGUAUUAGUGUUGUUAAAUUUUGGAAAACCACUUCUGAGAAGUGGAGGCUAUGUUAGUACUGUAUUACAUUGGGCCAAUUUUGAUAUAGUGUAUUUCUUGGAUAUCUACAAAAGAGUAUUAUCAGAAAGUGGCAUAA
This is a messenger RNA of Anolis sagrei ordinatus, 2221 nucleotides long. RefSeq names its product phosphatidylinositol specific phospholipase C X domain containing 2 (gene PLCXD2). NCBI's taxonomy places the organism in Eukaryota, Metazoa, Chordata, Lepidosauria, Squamata, Anolidae. The record is from RefSeq and is a predicted model, not a curated record. Gene Ontology annotation, biological process: lipid metabolic process. Gene Ontology annotation, molecular function: phosphoric diester hydrolase activity.